AACCUCAUACCGUUUUGGACCCAAAAACCAUAAAUCCAAAAGAAACCAAACCACACCGCUCUCUCUCUCUCUCUCACCAAACCCUAAACGCGAAGACUUUCAAAUUCGCAAUCCGAUUCUCUAAUCCGUCGAAUCGCUGCGUGGAUCCGCGGUGGAGAGAUUUAAUGCUGUAUUCAGUUAAUCAAACAUAUUUGAUGGAUGAUGAUUCCACAGAUGGAUAAAAUGUCUGCUCCUUCAUCAAGGGAGCGCGCCCAACGUCUAUAUGACAAGAUUCUUGAGUUGGAGAAUAGGCGUCGGAGGUCUACCCAAGCACGAAUUCCAUCAGAUCCCAAUGCCUGGCAACAGAUGCGUGAGAAUUAUGAAGCAAUAAUUCUUGAGGACCAUGCUUUCUCUGAGCAGCACAAUAUCGAGUAUGCUUUGUGGCAGUUACAUUACAAGCGCAUUGAGGAAUUGCGAGCACACUUCGGUGCUGCUACAGCUUCUGCACGUUCAAACACAUCUCAGGGUGUGAAGGGGCCAAUUCGGCCUGAUCGAGUUACAAAAAUAAGACUGCAGUUAAAAACAUUCCUUUCAGAAGCAACUGGAUUUUAUCAUGAUUUAAUAGUGAAGAUCAGAGCGAAAUAUGGGCUUCCUCUUGGUUAUUUCUCAGAAGAUUCUGAAAACCAGAUUGUUAUGGACAAGGAUGGAAAUAAAGGUCUAAUAUCGUGCCACAGAUGCUUGAUAUAUUUGGGUGACCUUGCACGCUACAAAGGAUUGUAUGGGGAAGGGGACUCAAAAACUCGUGAGUACGCUGCAGCCUCAAGUUACUACAUGGAAGCUGCAUCUCUCUGGCCAUCCAGUGGGAACCCCCAUCACCAGCUUGCUAUAUUGGCUUCCUAUUCGGGGGAUGAGUUGGUGGCUGUUUAUCGAUAUUUUCGUAGCCUGGCGGUGGAUAGUCCCUUUUCAACUGCAAGAGAUAACUUGAUUGUUGCAUUUGAGAAGAAUCGUCAGAGUUACUCUCAACUGUCUGGGAAUACUAAUGCUUCUGCAGUCAAAGAGUUGCCUGCACGGUUGGCAGGCAAAGGUAGAGGGAAAGGGGAAAUAAUACCUGCAUCUAAAGAUAACAAUACCAAGGUAAGCCUUGUUAAGGAAAGAGCAUCCAGUGCUCAGGAGACCUAUAAGGCUUUUUGCAUCCGGUUUGUCCGUCUGAAUGGCAUUCUUUUCACGCGUACUAGCCUGGAGACAUUUGCGGAAGUUCUAUCUGUGGUAAGCAGUGGCUUAUGUGAGCUUCUGUGUACUGGAGCAGAAGAGGUGCUGAAUUUUGGUGCAGAUGCUGUUGAGAAUGGACUUGCUAUUGUUAGACUUAUCUCCAUAUUGAUAUUCACAAUUCAUAAUGUGAAAAAGGAAAGCGAAGGUCAGACAUAUGCAGAAAUUGUACAACGUGCUGUCCUACUGCAGAAUGCAUUUACUGCUGUUUUUGAGUUGGCGGGGCUAAUCUUAGAGAGAUGCGUGCAGUUGUGUGAUCCAUCUUCAAGUUUCCUCUUACCAGGUAUUCUUGUUUUAGUGGAAUGGUUGGCAUGUUGUCCUGAUGUUGCAGCUGGAAGUGAUGCAGACGAAAAACAGUCCUCUGUUAGAUCCAAAUUCUGGAAAGUUUGCAUAUCCUUCUUCAAUAGUCUCUUGUCGACUGGGCCAAUGUCGAUAGAUGAUGAUGAAGAUGAGACUUGCUUUAAUAACAUGAGCAGAUAUGAAGAAGGUGAAACUGAAAAUCGUCUUGCUUUGUUGGAGGAUUUUGAAUUGAGAGGAUUUAUUCCACUAAUUCCAGCACAAACAAUAUUGGACUUCUCGAGGAAGCAUUCUUUUGGAAGUGAUGGCCAUAAGGAAAAAGGGGCCCGUGUUAAAAGGAUUCUGGCAGCAGGCAAAGCUCUUGCAAAUGUGGUUAAGGUUGACCAGAAAGCAGUAUAUUUUGAUUCGAAGUUAAAGAAAUUUAUCAUAGGCUUUGAACCUCAAGGGCAAAAUGAUAUCGUUCCUACCUCCCAUCGACAUAUGGCUACUGGAGAUGAUAAUCUACAAGAAAAUCAAGUAGAGAGCACAAUCAAUUUGGGAGCUGCAUAUCCAAAGACAGAGUUAUCCAUGGAAGGGGAUGAGGAUGAUGAAGUAAUAGUAUUUAAGCCAGUAGUGGCUGAGAAACGACCUGAUGCCGUAAGCACUACGUGGACAGCGUAUGACGGCCUAGAGACUGGUAAAAAUGCUUCUACAGGUGAUCAAACAGUUGAUGGAACUUAUGGUUCUGCCACUUUGGAUAAUCUACACCAUCAAAAUGCUUUUAGGGCUGAUUCACAAACACCUGUAUCUUUUGCUAAUGGUAUACACCAGCACUUGCAACCAAUCCAGUCACAUGCUUCCAAGUUUUCAGUGGAAACUGGUUUUGGUGUUGGUACACAACUACCUGCAUCAAUUGCCAAUACUAUCCCCCAGAAUUUACAACCAAUUCAAUCAAAUGCUUUGAAUCCGGCAAUGGAGGAAGAGAUGUCUCUUGCUAAUAGCUUAAGGAGUAUGGGAUUUAUGGGAAGUGGGCAUGCACUAAAAUCUGAGCCUGUGGCAGUUUCUGUACCAUACCAACUCCCAGUGAAUGGUAGUGCUAGUGGUAUGUUUUACAGCCACACGAAAGCUUCAGAAGCUUUUUUGCCAUAUAAAGUUGAUGCAAUUGCUGACAGGUUGACUGUAAAGACAUCAUCAGCUCUGCCUACAGGUAUCCGAAAAAGUCCAGUAAGUCGACCUGUUAGGCACCUUGGUCCACCACCCGGUUUUAGCCGUGUUCCUCCUAAAAAUGCAAACGAAUCAAUUUAUGGUUCAGAUUCAAUGAGUGAGAAUCUAGUUAUGGAUGAUUACAGCUGGUUGGAUGGAUAUCAGAUGCCAUCUUCAACGAAAGUAAAUGGGCUGAAUAAUUAUGUUAAUUACUCAUCUCAUUCCAAUCCCCAUAGCUUCACAAACAGCAAUGGCUUAAGUGGAGCAGUGAACUUCCCCUUUCCUGGUAAACAGGGUACACCUAUACAACUAUCAGUGGAAAACCAGAAAAGCUGGCAAGAUUUCCAGAGGCUUGAUGACCUCAAGCUACACCAUGAAAUGCAGCUGCAGCAACAGCAACAACUUGUAAAUGGAAAUCAGCACCCGAAUCCACAGCCUGAGCAAUAUCAAGGACAGUCUUUCUGGACGGGCCGCCAUUUUGUGUGAAGUCGGUAUGGUUAUGAUGGUUCCUGAGGAUGAUCCGGUGAAUAUCUGCAUUGCCCUUUGCUAUGGAAUUCAAACUCCAACUUUGAAGCUUUGUCAAUGUUAAUUUUGUGUUGGAGCAUUGGUGGCCUUGGCUUCUUGCUGGCAAUUACAACUACACAGAAAACGAUGAGUGUUCAGAUCAUGCUACCCUGCACUACACUUUGCUAGCACUCCGCCAGGAACAUAUAUCACAGAUUUUGCCAAAACUCUCCAGCUCGGAGGAUGAGAAAUAUGGAUACAUGUUUUGUGCUGCGGAGUUCAUAAGAAGUAAAUGCCUUGUCAGGUAACUUGGGGAUGGAUAGAAGGUGUUAAUAAGAUCAUAUGUUGGUUUUGUGGGGUAUGCAUGCCUCCGGCAACUGGUGGAAUAAAAACUCUGUACCGGCUAGCUUGCUCUCUACAGAAGUGCGGAAGCAUAUACUGCUGUUGGAUAUCGGUAAUCAUCAGGUGGGAGAUGAUAGUAUGUAAUUCUGCUUGACUUUGCUUUCGGAAAGCUCGAGUUGUUGCACAGGUUAUUGGGAAUGAAUGAUAUACUAGAAAGGAUAUGGAUGUGAAAUGGGAUAUGCGGUAGAUAUUAUAGUUACAUAUAAAAAAUAUUUGCGCUGUGUGAGUGUGAUGUGGUGAAUGGUGUCCCAAUUUGGUCCCUGAUGUUUUUAUUGAGCUUUUCUAGCAAACUAAUAUGGUGAGUGGAAUAUUCAGCCCGAGAUGUAUUUGAAUAAAAUAAAUUAUGUGAACAAUUUGGAAAUGUUGAA
Messenger RNA from Pyrus x bretschneideri (Chinese white pear), 3998 nucleotides. Its product is annotated as nonsense-mediated mRNA decay factor SMG7. NCBI's taxonomy places the organism in Eukaryota, Viridiplantae, Streptophyta, Magnoliopsida, Rosales, Rosaceae. The coding region runs from base 199 to 3210 and encodes 1003 amino acids. The record is from RefSeq and is a predicted model, not a curated record. Gene Ontology annotation, molecular function: telomerase RNA binding; protein binding; telomeric repeat DNA binding. Gene Ontology annotation, biological process: nuclear-transcribed mRNA catabolic process, nonsense-mediated decay. Gene Ontology annotation, cellular component: telomerase holoenzyme complex. The transcript has 9 exons.